Tetrahymena thermophila SB210 is the source of this 822-nucleotide messenger RNA. RefSeq lists its product as hypothetical. Gene Ontology annotation, molecular function: GTPase activator activity; small GTPase binding. Gene Ontology annotation, cellular component: perinuclear region of cytoplasm; nucleus; cytosol. The record is from RefSeq and is a predicted model, not a curated record. The transcript is spliced from 9 exons. NCBI's taxonomy places the organism in Eukaryota, Ciliophora, Oligohymenophorea, Hymenostomatida, Tetrahymenidae. Gene Ontology annotation, biological process: nucleocytoplasmic transport; activation of GTPase activity.
AUGGGUGCAUUAGGCUUAGGUUCUGCUUUAGCAAAUUGCAUUAAUCUCUCAAAUUUGGAACUUUACCUUAGUGAAAAUUAAAUUGGUGAUGAAGGUGCAUCAGGCUUAGGUUCUGCUUUAGCAAAUUGCAUUAAUCUCUCAAAUUUGACACUUGAUCUUCGUUACAAUAAAAUUGGUGCAAUGGGUGCGUCAGGCUUAAGUUCUGCUUUAGCAAAUUGCAUUAAUCUUUCAAAUUUGAGACUUUGGCUUCUUGAAAAUUAAAUUGGUGAUGAAGGUGCAUCAGGCUUAAGUUCUGCUUUAGCAAAUUGCAUUAAUCUUUCAAAUUUGACACUUGUUCUUGCUAAAAAUUAAAUUUGUGCAAUGGGUGCAUCAGGCUUAGGUUCUGGUUUAGCAAAUUGCAGUAAUCUCUAAAAUUUGGCACUUAAUCUUAAUGAAAAUUAAAUUGGUGCAAUCGGUGUAUAAGGAUUAGGUUUUGCUUUAGCAAAUUGCAUAAAUCUCUCAAAUUUUGCACUUGAUCUUGGUAAAAAUUUUAUUGGUUAUGAAGGUGCAUCAAGCUUAGGUUCUGCUUUAGCAAAUUGUAUUAAUAUCUCAAAUUUGAAACUUUGGCUAAAUGAAAAUUAAAUUGGCGAUGAAGGUGCAUAAAGCUUAGGUUCUGCUUUAGCAAAUUGCAUUAAUCUAUCAAAUUUGAUACUUGAUCUUGGUGAAAAUUAAAUUGGUGCAAUCGGCGUAUCAGGCUUAGGUUCUACUUUAGCAAAUUGCAUUAAUCUCUCAAAUUUGACUCUUUAUCUUGGGUAAAAACAGUUUAUUUGUUUUGGAUUGUGA